CACAAGGUGGCGGCAGUGACGCUGGCUGCCAGCCGCCUGCGAUCCGAGCGAAGAAGAAGAAGAAGGACAUCAACAAACAUGGCCGACAGGACGGGCAGCUAUGCUACAAGAAAGGGCCAUCGGGCGAUCUGGGGUCAGGAGACCGAGCACAGCUUGAUAGAAAUAUGGCAGGAGCACCAGUGUCUGUUCGACGUGUCCAGUUCUCAGUAUCACAACCGAGUGGAGAAGGAGAAGGCGUGGAGAGAGAUCGCUAAAUGUCUCCAGCAGCCAGUUCAGGAGGUGAAGACCAGGGCUACGUCGCUCCGCACCCAGUACUCCAGGCUGAUAAAGCCCAAGCCCAACGGGGGCGAGAUCAAACCUCUGACCCCGAGGCAACAGUGGCUCAUCAGCGCGAUGGACUUCAUCAAGCCAUAUAUUGUGCAUCGUCCAUGUGAGACAGCUGUUGACUUGUCGCUCUGUGAGCUGGACGACUCAGAGGAGCAGGAGGAUCAUUCAGACUCAUUUGAAUCAGCACUACUGUCGAGACCUGAGACUCCAGAAACCCUGAUGCCCCGGGUGCUACGCUCGGCCUCCUCCUGCGAGUUGUCGGACGAAGGGGCUUCCCCGACGAGGGAACCUGCCAAAUCGGCUUCAAGGGGAGUCAAGCGCAAGGCAAGAACAGAGGACAUCGAGCUGCAGAAGCUUUUGGUUUUAAAACAAAUGGCGGCUAAAGUUGACGCCGAUCAAGCAGAUGGGUUUACAACUUUUGGUAACCAGGUGGCAUCCGAACUCCGCCUAAUCAAAGACCCGGCAAAUCUCACAAGACUGAAAAGGCGAAUCGUCAACAUGAUAUACGACACCCAGGACUCUGAAAGGCAGCAGCCGCCAGCGGCACACAAAUACAAACAGAACACCGCACCUAUGCCACUGGUUCAGUCCAAGUCGUAGGGUCCUCAACCACCUUAUAACUGUUUUAUAUUCUUUACUUUAAUGCUCAAUAUCAAUUAAUGCUCAAGUGUUUUAUUUUCUAUUUGAUUCUAUACAUCAUGUUUUCUCUUUGUGUCACUUUUAUUACUCCAUUUACUUUGACAAUAUAUGUUUGAAACCACAGUUACAAGAAUAUACUUUCUAUCAGACCUUUACACACAAAGUACACACCAUUUUUUAUUCCACAGCUUUAUUUGAAUAACACAAUGGCUGUAUUCAAAAUGUGCAAAAUGUGCAUACACACAACAAAAAGGCCAAACUGUGCAAAAAUCCGGUUGCAGAGAGUUACUCGGUGGUUGACGCUAAACGUGUUCCUCCUGCCAGGGGACGAAGCCAGCAGGGGACACAAAGUAGUCACUCAGAAGGUUUCUUUGCUGCUCUGCUGUAACUGUCGGGUCACACGGCUGUCUGUUCUCCACCGGCUGUAAAUUCCCCGUGCCGUGAUUUCUCCAGGCUCCAUCGACAAUCACGUGAUCGGUGGUCUCCCAGUCGGCGAAGCCUGGAGGUGCGUAGGCCUCAGAUCUGCGCUCGCACAGGAAAUUGUGAAUGCACAGGGAGGCCAGGGUUAUUUUCACCACCUUCUCUGGCUCCAAGCAGAUGGUGGACCUGAGGACCCUCAGCCUGUUCACGAGAAUCCCAAAGGCAUUUUCUGCCACUCUCCGUGCCCUCGUCAGCCGGAUAUUCAGGACCCGGUGAGAGUGGUCCACCUCCUGUGCAGGGUACGGCUUCAUGAGGUCAUUCCGUAGAGGGUGCGUGUCAUCACCGACGAACAUGUACGGCAUCAGCACGUGUGAGUUGGGCAAAGGCUCAGGUGGAGGAAAGUUGAGCGAGCCCCGGUCCAUCGCUUUACGCAGGUCCGAGUGUUCGAACGGUCCAGUGUCUGACUCUCUGCUUUGCGUAGCCACUCUUGCAUAGAUGAAUUUGUAGUUGGCGUCCACAGCCGCCAUUAAAACCAACGACAAGCUGCCCUUGUAGUUGUGGUAGAGGCUGCUAUUUCUUCCUGGAGGUUGAAUGUGGAUAUGUUUGCAAUCCAGCGCCCCAAGGCAAUGUGGAAAGUGCCAUUUCAAAUCGAAGUCCUGGGCUAUCGUCCGCCAUUCUGCCGCUGUUGAAGGUGUCUAGUGAUGGAAGGAAAGAACAGUUGCAUUAUUGAUAGACAUAAAAUGAAAUUGUAUUUGUGGAUGCUACAUUUGUUAUUGUUGAAACAGCAAUUCUACUUAUCAUGAUGCAAAUUCUGGAGAUCCACUGAUGUUUUCAAAAUGGAAAUCAGGGAUUAUUUUUUUCAUUUUGGAUAUAUGAAUGUAAAACUAGGGCUAAUAACACUUGGUGUGUAGAUGUAAGACUUUCAAAGUAAGAUUUCAAGUCCACGGUUGCAUUGUGGGAAAUCUGGACAGUCCAUUUUGCCAGAGGUGCUCACCUUCAGGAAGUCUUUCUUCAUGACCCGGUGCAGAGCAGCACAGGUCUCCAUGAUGAUCUGUGAAACCGUGCUGGUUCCAAUCCUGUACUGCAACCGGAGAGACUUGAAGGUUUCUCCUACGUGAGAAAUGAAAUAAUUACACAGUGCACAGAAACAGACACUGAACAGCAACAGAGUGUCACAGUGACCGUCCUCUUUUAGAACAGCUUCCUCUUCUCUAAUUAAAUUUCUGAAAGAGAAUUGUGCAAAUCCCUGCAAGUCAGGAACCAGGCCAACGAGCCACGAGAUGAAUCGUGACCAUGAGGCAACAUAUUUAUUUUAAGAGUGAGAGACCAACAUUUCCCAUCAACCAUUGCAAAUGACCCCUUUCAUUGUAAACGACUUUGAGCCGCUUCUUCUUGAAUUGAAACUUGUUGUGAUUUUCACUCUUUUCUUCGUCUAAUAUUGAACGAACGGAUUGUAGCCAACAUAAUAAUUGCGGUGGAGGAAAACAUUUCCAUGGUAACAACACGAUGCACCAAUCACAGCCAUCAAUAUUACACCCGACGAUUGUGGGUUUAUAUCAUACAGACAUGUGGCUUCUAAUGGAGCAGAUGACAUUGUUUCACAAUCUUGUAACUUGUGCUAAGUCCACAUUGGAUGGUUGCAUAUUGUGGCUGAUAACCAAAAUCUCUAUUAAGCUAAUUAUUGGGAUUUUUACUUCCAGAUCCACUAUUGGUGACAAUCUGCGACAAAAUGUUUGCCACCGAGAGGCUGAGGGGGGGAAACUUAACUGCUCCUCGUGCUGGUUGGUCAAUGAAUCAGAAAAGGGGAGGUCCAAAAUGUGUCUGGUGCUGUCACUGAGUGAAGACUGGUGGUUCAGCCUCCGAUACUUUACUUAGAUACUGAAACUGAUCAAAACUGGAAAAGCCGUCCUAUCACAUAUCAUAUCUCUGUCAGCAGCAUCACUUCAUUAGUUCCCAAGCAGAAGAUUAAAUAGAUCUAAUCACAUUAUCAUUUUAUUUAUUUUCUUGUGAAUUGUCUCACCUGUGAUUUUUUUCUGUUCGUGCACAUCUAUGUAUAUUUAUAUUUUUGCAUUAAAAAAUGUGAACACGUGA
Messenger RNA from Hippoglossus stenolepis (Pacific halibut), 3477 nucleotides. RefSeq lists its product as uncharacterized. Gene Ontology annotation, biological process: regulation of transcription by RNA polymerase II. The transcript has 3 exons. Lineage: Eukaryota; Metazoa; Chordata; Actinopteri; Pleuronectiformes; Pleuronectidae. The record is from RefSeq and is a predicted model, not a curated record. The coding region runs from base 79 to 927 and encodes 282 amino acids. Gene Ontology annotation, cellular component: nucleus; transcription regulator complex.